ACCCGGGCCGAAUACGAAACCCCGUGACGCGACGCGAAUACGAAAGGAGGCGGCGGCUUGAGAGGGAGGGAGGAGAGAGAGGAUGGCUGCGGCGGCGCGGGAGGAGGAGGAGGAGGAGGUGGCGUCGACGGCGGCGCGGGAGCGGGAGUGGGAGGGGGAGGGGGAGGCGAUGGCGGUGCUGGACUUCGACAUGCUGUGCGCCUCGGUGGCGAUGGCGGCGGAGAGGAGGAAGGAUUCGGCCGCGGCGGCGGCGGCGGUGGCGGCGACGGUGGAGGGAGGGGGAGGGGGAGGUGGGGUGCAGAGGAUGUGGGAAGGGGACGUGGUGCUGGAUUGCUUGGAGGACAGGCGAAUCGCGCUCGAGGCCGCGUGCUGCCCAUGCUACAGGUUCGGCAAGAACAUGCGGAGAGCCAAUCUUGGAUCUUGCUUCCUUCAGGCCAUGGUUUACUUCAUUUCGUUAGUGGCUAUUCUGGUUAGCCUAAUUGCCUUUUCUGUCACAAGGCAUAAUAUAUAUUUAUAUAUGGGACUUAGCUCUGUUCUCUUGAUAGCAAUCUAUACUGGUUACUUCCGAAGAAGAAUCAGGAAGCAGUUCAAUAUCAGGGGAACUGAUAGCAGUCUAGAUGACUGUGUCCUCCAUCUCAUCUGUCCUUGCUGUACACUGUGCCAGGAGGCUCGAACUUUGGAGAUAAAUAAUGUCCAGUGUGGUGUCUGGCAUGGGCGGGGUGAUACCAUUUGUUUAGGAAGCAACGGUGAAGGAAACAAGGCUUUCGCUGCUCUACACAAGUCCUCUUUUGUGCCUAUAAAAUCUCCAGAGUUGUGUGGCAUGGACAGAACAUCAAGUGGUGCUAAUGAACAUGAACCACUUGUUCCAUCAGCUCAACCAGAACAGUAGGACAAUAGCAGUUUUAUCACAUAUACCCUUUGCACAAAUCCGAAUUUAAAUGGUGCAAAUUCUCAAACGAAAGUAGUGACUGUCCAGCAAGAAAAUAAUCAGUGUGGCAAUUACAAGCCUCUUUGAUGUAUUAAGCUUGAAAAUUGGAUGAGCAGCAACCAUAUGUGGAUGAUGGGUGCAACUGGGCUGUUGUAAACUUAGGUGAUAGAUCUCAUCGUGUAUUGAGUUUUAUUUAGGCUCAAGUCGGUAUCUAUAUUAUAUCAUGAUGCUCAAGGCUUAUGAUGAAUCCAACUGUAAAUUUUUCUGGCUGUAAUCUGUAUCAUAGCGUUUCAACUUUCAAUGACAAAUUGGCAUGAAUCAAAUGAAAUGCCCUCAA
Messenger RNA from Oryza brachyantha (malo sina), 1265 nucleotides. RefSeq names its product cell number regulator 2. The record is from RefSeq and is a predicted model, not a curated record. Bases 83 to 889 code for a protein of 268 amino acids. The transcript has 5 exons. NCBI's taxonomy places the organism in Eukaryota, Viridiplantae, Streptophyta, Magnoliopsida, Poales, Poaceae.